Molecule: messenger RNA, 801 nt
Organism: Nymphaea colorata (pocket water lily)
Lineage: Eukaryota; Viridiplantae; Streptophyta; Magnoliopsida; Nymphaeales; Nymphaeaceae
Product: protein transport protein Sec61 subunit beta
Exons: 1
Coding region: 234-554 (106 amino acids)
Biological process (GO): intracellular protein transport
Cellular component (GO): Sec61 translocon complex
Source: RefSeq, a predicted model, not a curated record
CCUCUUCCUCUCUCGUUCACAUUGAGGCUGGUAAACACACGCGCACGCGCACGCGCACGAGGGGUGUCUGUCUGAGGCAACGUUGUUAAUAAUCAGGCGGGCGGAGCCGCUGAGCAAAAGGUGUCUAAUUUGGCGAUCCCGUCUCCCAUCUUCGAUCAUCCUCCAUUCAUCCCGAUUCCCGAUCGAUCGAACUCAGACUCGCGAGGAGAAGAAGGGGAAGAGAUAGCUGGGGGAUGGCUCGAGGGACGUCUCAAUCUCAGUCGGCGUCGUCGUCAACGUCGCGACCCGGCCUGGUGGGGGCACCCCGCGGGACGGCAGCUGCGGCGGCCGGGCUCAGGCGAAGGAGGGUGACCGGUGGGGGAGGGUCUGCUGGCGGAGGGAUGUCCGGCGGAGGCGGCGCCAGCAAUAUGUUGAGGUUCUACACGGACGACGUGCCGGGGCUGAAGAUCACGCCCACCGUGGUCCUGGUGAUGAGUCUUUGCUUCAUCGCCUUUGUCACGCUUCUCCACGUCGUCGGCAAGUUCUACCGUUACAAAUCCGGCGGAUCCCCCUGAGCUGCCCGCCCCAUCACUGGUCGGACCGCCCGCCUGCUACUCUCUCUCUCUCUCUUUUCGUUGUUAGCUUCGCAACUUUCCUGCUGGGGAGAUCUUUCUUUCUUUCCUUCUUCUUCUUUUCUGUUGAAUUUUUUCUUUUCCGCGUUUGAUGUGGAAGACUUGAUCAUGAUGUGCUCAUGUUUCCUUUGGGAAAAUUUUGGCUUGUGGAUUACUUCUUAAUGCUAAUGUUGUGAAACGGUUAUGUUAA